CCAUCUUUGAUAACAACCGCCAUGGUUCUAUAAUUGAUACAUCAUGUCUGCUCUGUCUUCAUCGUCUCGCGUGAGGACGACGAUCCCUACAACGCCGACAACAUCACGAAUCGCCAGCACACAUGCCACUCAAGCCUCGCCGCACUAUUCCACCACUCGACGGCACUCUUUAUAUGGUGUAGAAGACAGAGUUAUCAUUGAUCCUGGCUCUCGGAUAUGGAAAGUAGGCUUCAGUGGGGAGGGAAGGCCUCGAGAAGUUCUUUAUGCUGGUGGAAAGUCGGGCACGGCGCUCUGGGGACUUGAGCGCGCGGUAAAUCCAGCAGACAAAGCAGAAGAGAACAAAUUGUUAUCCAUCAAUCUUGAACGGUGCCUGAGAUCCGUUUUCCAUGACUCUCUGUUAACGGAUCCAAAAGCACGAAAGGUCAUACUGGUCGAACAUCCCCUUCUCCCCCUGUACAUCAAGGACGUCAUUGCGCAGAUUUUGUUCGACAAUCUUCAGGUUCCUUCAAUUUCUUUUGCAUCAAGCCAUCUUCUUUCCCUCUUCACCGUAGGCCGUAUUACAGGAUUAGUUAUCGACUGUGGCCAUUUGGAGUCAGUAGCACUGCCGAUUUUUGCCGCCAGGCCGAUGUUCCCGCAACUUCGAACAACACCUUUAGCAGGUGCACGGUUAUCAUCGCACUUGCGUGCUCUCAUACUCCUCUUUGGAACAUAUCUACCUCCGCCCACGACUCUGAGUGCCUCCAUCAAUAUUCCUACAUCCAGUCGUGCCACCCGUGUGCCUCAAGAGGUAUUAACUAGUGCCGUCAUCGAGGAGAUAAAAACUCGAUGCUGUUUUGUAGGAGAAGCUCUAGGGAUGGCUGACGAGCUCCCGGAAGCCACUCCCGGGGGCGACCCGUCGUCAGAUAUCGACAUUCCUCUCAGCGACACCACAGAAUCCGACUUUUCUUUCACCGGCGGAAACAGCAUGUCUUCACAAGUUGAUUCAGAUUUUUCUGUUGUUUCCACUUCCCGUACACCAAUAUCGGACGACGGGCCACGCAAUGGAGAAAAUUACUUGCAAGUUCUUGCAUCAAUGUACAAACAAAAUUCCACCGCUACAGACUUGACGAUGCGCGUUGUUCCACCCGUUUCGCAACAGACCGGCACUGGGCAUGGCACUUUGGUGAUACCCGGGUGGAUUCGUGAGAGGACAGCCGAAAUUCUCUUCGAAAGAGGUGACAUGGAUGAAAGUAGCGUUGCCGAAGCUAUUUUGGAUUCCCUUUUAAAGGCAACUUCUCCCCUCUAUUUCGCUUUCUUUCAUUCUGACCAUUUACAUUUAUCUCAGGUAGCCGUUGACUUGCGAAAAACACUAGCAUCGUCUAUUCUGGUCGUGGGUGGCACGUCUAUGCUCCCAGGGUUCAUCCCAAGGCUAUACAGUGAAAUACUGCGUGCCCUUGCCCCACUACCACCAUCAACCAGACAGCCUAUUCGACCUGAUAGGCCGUUACCGCCUCAGUAUGACCGUUAUGCAGCUUUGAGACCACUGACAUCACAUUUUGCCAUUCUCAAUAACCCUUCUCCUCAAACCGCCCAGAUGUCGGCGCGAGCAAGAUCGAAUGCCGGCAAAGCACCCGCGUUCACACCUGCCACCAUGGCUUGGGUUGGCGGAUCUUUAGCUGGUUCGCUUAAGACCGGUGGGGUCGAACUAACCAGAGAAAAAUGGGAUGAGACUCGUUUGAGUGGUGAUGACGGCAUGAAUGUGGAUACUUCAAUGACCGUGGGCCGCAACGGUAUUCUUCCGGAUUGGACACGAAUACCGUUAUCACAAGGUGCCCCACCGGCGUCUUUAGUAGCCCAUGGUGCGACCCAAACAUCGCCGUCUCAAACACGAGUCGGUGCGUGA
This is a messenger RNA of Guyanagaster necrorhizus, 1882 nucleotides long. RefSeq names its product actin-domain-containing protein. Lineage: Eukaryota; Fungi; Basidiomycota; Agaricomycetes; Agaricales; Physalacriaceae. The record is from RefSeq and is a predicted model, not a curated record. Bases 44 to 1882 code for a protein of 612 amino acids. The transcript has 4 exons.